Aspergillus brunneoviolaceus CBS 621.78 is the source of this 1823-nucleotide messenger RNA. RefSeq names its product RING-H2 finger protein. Lineage: Eukaryota; Fungi; Ascomycota; Eurotiomycetes; Eurotiales; Aspergillaceae. Gene Ontology annotation, cellular component: cytoplasm. The transcript is spliced from 4 exons. Bases 254 to 1591 code for a protein of 445 amino acids. Gene Ontology annotation, molecular function: ubiquitin protein ligase activity. The record is from RefSeq and is a predicted model, not a curated record. Gene Ontology annotation, biological process: ubiquitin-dependent protein catabolic process.
GCAGCAUUGCGAUCCUGUCACUGACGGGCAAAUCCGACCCAUUUCCCUUAGUUGCCCUACUGUCAGCAUUCCUCCUGGCUAUCGGCCUGGACACUGCUUGCAUUCUUCCUCGUUCAGUGGCCAACAUGGAUACGAAUCUCUUACGCCCCGCCUAGCCAAACCCGGCACACUCUGUUGGCUGUGCUGGUUGUCUUUUAAGUCGCUGGCUCUCCCCUUCGAGUGGGCGGUAGGCCCCCAUGCGAUCGCCUUCAUCAUGACUGCCAAAUCACUUACCACGUUCACGGAGGUCUUCUUUGCCAAUCCGGGGCAAGCAACUAACGCAACACCGUCAGUGAAUAAUAGCGCCGCGUUCUCCUUGAAGCUCGAUCAUACCGUACAGACACUGUCAAGAAAAGGCGCCCCUGGCAGAGGCCCAAUCGAAGGAUUUCUCUUCGUCCCCAGCCUCGAUGCUGCCGACGCGUGCAACAAUGCCACUGCUGCAUACGUUCCUGCCAACGUGACUCGCCUCGACGAUAUCACCCCGCUCGGGAACCGCAAAAUCGGCCUGGCGCCCUGGAUCAGUGUUGACUGCACGCGAGCGUUCCUCAAUGCUUCACAAGACGCUGGAACUGAUGCGCUUGUAUUUUUCCAGCCCGAUAGCAAUGAUUCCCAACCACCGCCGGCAAGAGAUCCAACAUGGUCCUUAGGGGAUGAGGACGACUGGAAGAGCACAAACAAGUAUCCGGUGUAUGCGAUACCCGGGCCGGCGGGUGUCACCCUGAUGGAGAGGCUAUCGUUGUACGGAACUGUGAACGACCCUGACGGUGGGUUUCAGUCCGAUUACCAGUUGAUUUCCGUGAUUGAUAUAGAAAGCACCAGCCAAACCAUGCCUAGUCUCUGGGGCUUCAUUCUAGCUAUCUUGGGAACGAUCCUUGUAUUGAGUGUGGUUCUGCUCGUGUUCUAUCAGCUCGUACAGAGGCGGCAUCGACAGACCCUUCAACGGCGCAUGGAGAGCGGGGACAUAGAUCCGGAGCAUCUGGGGAUGCAUCAGCUACGGGUCCCACCGGAUUAUUUGGAUACAAUGCCAGUAUAUGUCUAUGGAAUCGAGACCAACGCUGAUCACGACCACGGAUCCGAGGAACGGCCUGCUAAAGAUACAGCCCAUUCGCAUGCUCAUCCCACCUCAAUGGGAUCUGCAGAAACGAUCGUCGCCAACGUCAAAGCUGACCACCGUGACACUCCACCCCGAUUCUCCUCAGAAACAAUCAUACCCAGGCCAGAAGCCGCCCGGUUGAAGGAAGUCGAAGGCAGAGCCGCAUCCAUUUACUCCUCCCGAAGCGGGAGCGGCACUUACUCCCCCCCGCGAGCAAAUGACAGGUGGCAGAAACAUCGACUAAGCCGAUCACAGACGACCUGCGCGAUCUGUCUGGACGACUAUGUGUCGGGGGAGUCCACCGUGCGAGAACUACCGUGCGGACAUAUCUUCCACCCGGACUGCAUCGACACUGCAUUGACCCAGUCCAGCAGUCUGUGUCCACUGUGCAAGAAGAGUGUACUGCCAGUUGAGCGCUUUCCUGCGCCAGAUAUUCUGAUGCAGAUGGCGGGGAAUUGAGAGGCGAAGUACAUCAAGAACCUUCCUCCAGUGUGCUAUCAUCGCCACAGUUCUUAUUACAAAAACCUGGGACUCAAAUAAGUGCUCUGGCACCAGCUUCGCUCGGUGAAUUCUAGAACAACAUUCAGCAUACCUUCGGCUAUCAGUGGAUCACCUCGCAUGGAAUUGAUGGCACUGAAACUUGCAUACGAAAACCUGGUAUCGUCUGUUUCAAUUGCCUACGAGUGCAAUC